AUGCAUAAAGCUCGUCCCUUAACAAUUGAACAACGAGCUUCGAAGAUUUUGAACGAGAACCCUUUGAUUGACGGCCAUAAUGAUCUCGCAAUUCUCGUUCGAUUUAUGUAUGGAAACCACAUUUAUUCAGACGAGUUCAAGAAGGGCUUUGAAGAGGGUGGAUUAGCUGGUCACGUGGAUAUCCCAAGGCUUGAUAGGGGAAAAGUUGGUGGUAGUUUCUGGAGUGUCUUCGUGGGAUGUCCGGCCAAUAUCACGGAUUUCUCGGAUGAGAACUAUGCUGGCUCCGUCCGCCAAACCCUCGAACAACUCGACCUCUACCGCCGCCUCGGCCUCGCCUACCCCAAACACUUCACCCCCACCCCCUCCUACGCCGCCGCCCUCUCCGCCUUCUCCUCCGGCCGCCUGAUCUCCCCCGCCGGCAUCGAAGGCCUGCACCAAAUCGGCAACUCCCUCUCCACCCUGCGCCUCUACCACACCCUCGGCGUGCGCUACGCGACCCUCACCUGGAACUGCCACAACGCCUACGCAGACGCCGCCGUGCUCAGCACCGCCAACGCCACCGUCGCCGCGACCCCGCUGCACCACGGCCUCAGCGCCGCCGGCCGGCGCCUCGUCACCGAAAUGAACCGCCUCGGCAUGCUUGUCGACCUGUCCCACGUCAGCGCCGACACGAUGCGCGACGCCCUCGUCGGCGGCGGCGGCAGCAGCAGCGGCGACGGCUGGAACGGCAGCCUCGCCCCGCCCAUCUUCAGCCACAGCUCCGCGCACGCCCUGUGCCCGCACCCGCGCAACGUACCCGACGACGUGCUGCACCUCGUCAAAGCGCGGAAUUCGCUCGUCAUGGUCAACUUCAGCCCGGACUUCAUCUCGUGCGUGCCCGGCGACUCGUGGACGGGCUUGCCAGACCUCUAUACGCCCAACGUCACGCUGCACCAGGUCGUGCGGCACAUCAUGCACAUCGGCGCGCUGAUCGGGUACGACCACGUCGGGUUCGGCAGCGAUUUCGACGGCAUCCAGACGACGCCGCGGGGGUUGGACGACGUGUCGAAGUAUCCGGCGCUGGUGGCGGCGUUGCUGGAGCAGGGGGUCAGUGAUAGGGAUGUAGCGAAGGUAGUAGGCAGGAAUUUGCUGAGGGUGUGGAAGGAGGCGGAUGAGGUGGCGAAGCAGUUGCAAGAAGAGACGGUGCCGUUGGAGGACGAGAUUGAGACGGGGUGGACGGCGCCGCGGGGUGGUACAGAGCUCUAG
This is a messenger RNA of Mytilinidion resinicola, 1245 nucleotides long. RefSeq lists its product as uncharacterized. The record is from RefSeq and is a predicted model, not a curated record. Gene Ontology annotation, biological process: proteolysis. Gene Ontology annotation, molecular function: metallodipeptidase activity. Bases 1 to 1245 code for a protein of 414 amino acids. The transcript is spliced from 3 exons. NCBI's taxonomy places the organism in Eukaryota, Fungi, Ascomycota, Dothideomycetes, Mytilinidiales, Mytilinidiaceae.